AUGACAAACUCCAUCGACAACGACUCUAUCAAGAUGGCACUGAAGGACUCAGACUACGGAUUAGUCCUCAGAAUGACGGAAAAUAGCGCGUUCAACGAAGCUGCUAUCCUGACCCCCGCGUACUCCCAAGCGAUCGAUGAAAUCCUUGGUGAACAAGACGCCAGAACUGCAGCGUGUACCUCCCUCACCGUCUGCAUUAUACGAACCACGAAGCUGCUAGAAGACGUAGCCAAUCGUGUUGACCUUGAUGAAGCAACUCGGAAACUUGCUAUACUUCAUCUGCAACGGCGGUCAUGGGAACUUUAAAUCAUGACUGUCCCCAGUCAUCUACCUAUGCAAACCAAAGCUAAGCUAAACUUAAGAGAACUAACCUGGGG
Molecule: messenger RNA, 377 nt
Organism: Suillus fuscotomentosus
Lineage: Eukaryota; Fungi; Basidiomycota; Agaricomycetes; Boletales; Suillaceae
Exons: 1
Coding region: 1-306 (101 amino acids)
Source: RefSeq, a predicted model, not a curated record